GCCAACUAAUGUAUCCCCGAAAAAAAAGGCAACAACUAUUGCCUGUGAUUUCCGGCGAGGGCACCAAUUUCCCCAGCUCGCACCCAUUCGCAUUAACUGCUGCUGUUCUCAGUCAGUACUCGGUAGAGAUAGAUAGAUGGAGAAGUAAGAGACACCAGAGGCUUCCCUUGCAAGCGCUUCGCUGAACCUCCUCUAGUCCUCUUCCUCCCAGAACAGAACAGCCGCAUUAGGUUCCGCCGUCGUUUCGAUCCACUGGUCGCGAUGGUCGUUGAUCCAGUUCUCAAGGGAUUUGACCUCAACAUCGCGGCAGUAGAUGAGUCAAGCCCCUUGGAAGGAAUCGACCUUCAGGUGUGACGAUGGACGGCACGAUCAAGCAUUUUUUCUACCGUCCCAAGGCGUUCAAGAGUGGACGGACGAAACAUCGGAAGAUAAAGGCGGAGUGCAACGCUCGUUCCGCGUGGUACAAGACCGGCAAAAGCAUGACAUUGAAGGCCAACGGCCGGCUGACGGGCUGGAAGAACAUCCUGGUGCUCUACACCAACACGUUCGGCGGCAGCGCGCGAGACAAGGCCAGGAAGACCAACUGGGUGAUGCACGAGUAUCACCUCAGCGACGUCGAGGACGAGGAAGACGAAGAUGGGGAGCUGGUCCUGUGCAAAAUCUUCUACCAGACGGCGGGGCCCAAGAGAAGAAGUGUGUUGAGGACCCAAGAGAACAAGUGCCCCUGUGGCAUGGACGUUUUGCCAUCCCAAAACAACCCCCCAAAAAACUAGUAAAACUUACCGUCUAAAAGAAACUUGUCGCACUUGAACUAAAAGUUGCCAUCCCUGCCGUAGUUAUGGGCCCGUCUUUUGGUAGCACGAAAGAACGCGGAUCUUCUCGAGUUCUUGUGUCCACGAUGCUGUACUUGUAGUUCUUAAAACCUUGCAGCUCUUCUCUCGUAAUGACAUGACUACCUCUCGUUUUUUUC
Triticum aestivum (bread wheat) is the source of this 970-nucleotide messenger RNA. RefSeq names its product NAC domain-containing protein 73. The transcript is spliced from 2 exons. Bases 357 to 773 code for a protein of 138 amino acids. Gene Ontology annotation, cellular component: nucleus. Lineage: Eukaryota; Viridiplantae; Streptophyta; Magnoliopsida; Poales; Poaceae. The record is from RefSeq and is a predicted model, not a curated record. Gene Ontology annotation, molecular function: transcription cis-regulatory region binding; DNA-binding transcription factor activity. Gene Ontology annotation, biological process: regulation of DNA-templated transcription.